AUGGCAUCUGGAAGAAAGCACCUACUCAAAGUAAUCAUCCUCGGAGACUCAGCGUAAUCUUUACUUAGUGUUGGCAAGACUUCGCUCAUGAACCAAUAUGUUAACAAAAGGUUUACUCAGCAAUACAAAGCUACGAUCGGUGCUGACUUCUUAACAAAAGAAAUCAUGAUUGACGACAAACUGGUCACUCUUCAAAUCUGGGACACAGCAGGCCAAGAGAGGUUUCAGAGCCUUGGAACUGCGUUUUACCGUGGAUCUGACUGCUGUGUGCUGGUCUAUGACAUAACAUCAAGUAAAAGCUUUGAAUCACUUGGGUCAUGGAAAGAAGAAUUUUUGUCUCAGUCCAAUGCUAGAGAUGCUGAAAAUUUCCCAUUUGUGGUGCUAGGAAAUAAAGUUGACAAAGAAGAUGAAAGAAAAGUGCCAAAUGCAAGGGCUAGCCAAUGGUGUAGGGAUACAGGGAACAUGCCAUUCUUUGAGACCUCAGCCAAGGAUGCUGUCAAUGUUGACGAUGCUUUUAUGAUGAUUGCAAGAAAUGCAUUAUCACAAAUAAAAACAGAAACUUCAGAGUAUAAACCACCAAUUGAUUUAAGCAAAAAGAAAGAGAAAAAAGAGAAGCAAGCGUGCUGCUAA
Messenger RNA from Blepharisma stoltei, 630 nucleotides. The record is from the annotation of a GenBank genome assembly. NCBI's taxonomy places the organism in Eukaryota, Ciliophora, Heterotrichea, Heterotrichida, Blepharismidae.